Arthroderma uncinatum is the source of this 1152-nucleotide messenger RNA. RefSeq lists its product as uncharacterized. Gene Ontology annotation, cellular component: plasma membrane. Gene Ontology annotation, biological process: intracellular protein localization. The record is from RefSeq and is a predicted model, not a curated record. Lineage: Eukaryota; Fungi; Ascomycota; Eurotiomycetes; Onygenales; Arthrodermataceae. The transcript has 3 exons. Bases 1 to 1152 code for a protein of 383 amino acids.
AUGUCGGCGCCCUCUCUUCUUGAGAAUGAGUAUCGCAACAGACUUCCCAGCCUCUUGGAGGUUCUGGGGAGGCGAACUCUAGCUCCUGUUGACUUGUUUUCAUUCUACAUCUACAUGAGAGAUCAACAAUGCUCUGUGGACUAUCUGGACUUCUGGCUCGAUGUAUCGCAACACAUGUCUCUAUGCCGCCAUUAUGUACGCGAACUACGCCGUUCAGUUCUUCUCGAGACCCCAGAGCCCGAGAAAUUUGACAGCAGACCUUCUACUGCGUCCCAGCGACACCGAGGCGCGAUGCCAGGAGAUGGAAAUCCUAUGGACUUUACAAACCUAGUUGCCAAUGGACGCAGAAAUGGAAAUGGCGACAUCGAAGACUCCGACCAGCGAUUGUCAGCUUUCCUACGUUCUGAGGGUCAGACUUCGAUGAGAAAUAGCGAGGAAUCCGAAUUUUCGAGGAGACGAGGCUCGUUCCCCAGCCAUGCUCGACGCGUCAGUACUGCUUUGAAUGGUAUCUCCCAUGGCAACGGCAACGGCAAUGGCAACGACACUAGCUCACCAGGCCAUACGGUUGCCCGCUCCGACAUUCGCGCCAGCGCCGUCAGGAUCCUAUACACUUAUUUGCUCCCUGGUUCCGAACGUGAGGUUGUUUUGCCCGACAGCAUCGUUGGAGACGUUGUUCACAUGAUCGAGGAAGAGGGUAGAGAUGACCCGGAAGUUUUUGAUACCGCAAAGGACUACGUCUUCCAGGCUAUGGAACGAGAUGCUUUCCCUGGAUUUCUCCAAGCCAAGGCACUCGGCAAUCUGGUCCCACCAAGCAUUCUGGCACGCCUGGUAAUUGCGCUGGUCAGCUUUGGAGGUGGAUUCUGGGCUGGUUUCUUUGUUAUUCUGACAGAUACUCCACGAAACACUCGUUGCUGGGUGAUCCUGCCAUUCUCAGUUGCAGCUUACUUCCUUUCAUCUUAUCAAUACAAGAUCGACCCCAUCCUCGCCCUUAUUGGGCUGAGCGAAUACACAUUCAUGAACUGGACACGCAUCCGCGAACCCUAUGUUCGAGCCCUUCUCAUCAAGCGAGCCUCAGUAUCUCUGCUUCUCGCCGUGGUUAUUGCUCUCGCGCUUUGCCUUCUUUUCAUCCUCGUCCCUGGAACCCGCCUGUAA